Messenger RNA from Andrographis paniculata, 1872 nucleotides. RefSeq names its product carotenoid cleavage dioxygenase 7, chloroplastic-like. The record is from RefSeq and is a predicted model, not a curated record. Gene Ontology annotation, molecular function: 9-cis-epoxycarotenoid dioxygenase activity. The transcript is spliced from 7 exons. Gene Ontology annotation, cellular component: chloroplast stroma. Bases 1 to 1872 code for a protein of 623 amino acids. NCBI's taxonomy places the organism in Eukaryota, Viridiplantae, Streptophyta, Magnoliopsida, Lamiales, Acanthaceae. Gene Ontology annotation, biological process: carotene catabolic process.
AUGCUCGCCGCCCCCUGCCAUUUCAUCACCUCUGCGCCGCCGCCACGUAUGUCUCCGGCGGCGACCUACAUCACCACGCACCGGCCAACAAUCCCACGCGCCGCCGCGGCGACGACUACAACUACAACAACCACCGCCCCGAGGCGAACGCCGACGGUACACCCCGAUUCCGACGCGGCGGACGACGACGCCGCGUUGGCCGUCGGCGACUACCGAUCGCUCUUCACCUCCCAACGGGCGGAGAUCACGGCGCCGAUCAGCCUCCGCCUCGUCGGCGGCGCGUUGCCGGCCGACUUCCCGACCGGAACUUACUACCUCACCGGACCGGGGCUCUUCGCCGACGACCACGGCUCCACCGUCCACCCCCUCGACGGCCACGGCUACCUCCGGUCGUUCCAAAUCGACGGCGGCGGGGUGGAGUUCAUGGCGCGGUACGUGGAGACGGAGGCGCAAGCCGACGAGCGGGAGCCCGACGGCGGCGCGUGGCGGUUCAAGCACCGCGGGCCGUUCUCGGUCCUCCGCGGCGGCAGGAUGAUCGGAAACACGAAGGUGAUGAAGAACGUGGCGAACACGAGCGUUCUCCGGUGGGGGGGCCGGCUCUUCUGUCUCUGGGAGGGGGGCGACCCCUACGAGUUCGAGCCUCGUACGUUGGCCACCGUCGGGAAGAUCGACCUCGUCGGCGGCCGGAAAAGGUCGCCGGAAAAGAGUUUGGGAAGAGCCGGGCCGGAUUUUGCUGACGUGGCUGCUCAUUUCUUGAAGCCGAUAUUGCACGGAAUCUUCAAGAUGCCAGCAAAGAGAGUAUUGGCUCAUUACAAAAUAGAUGUAAGAAGGAACAGAUUAUUGAUAUUGUCGACCAAUGCAGAGGACAUGUUGCUGCCCAAAAGUCACUUCACUUUUUACGAAUUCGACAGUAAUUUUAAUAUGGUACAAAGUCGAGGAUUCACGGUCCCGGACCACCUUAUGCUCCAUGACUGGGCUUUCACUGAUUCGCAUUACAUAUUAUUUGGGAACAGGAUUAAGCUUGAUGUUCCAGGUUCAAUGGCGGCAGUGUGCGGUGUGAGUCCGAUGAUAAAUGCUUUGUCUGUGAAUCCCAGCAAGCCCACCACCCCAAUAUAUAUACUCCCCAGGUUCCCCAGCUCCGGGACUCCUACUCCUGGUCCUACCGUCGUCGAAGCACCCUCUCAAAUGUGGGUCCUCCACGUCGCCAAUGCCUUCCAGCAAAUCUCCUGCGGCGGCGCCGCCACCUCCAUCCACAUCCAGGCCAGCGCCUGCUCUUACCGCUGGUUCAAUUUCCAGAAAAUGUUUGGAUAUGACUGGAAGACUGGAAAAUUAGACCCUGGAAUGAUGAAUCCCCACCAACACAAACACCUUCCACAUUUAGUCCAGGUGAGCAUAGAGUUGGAUUCUGAGGGCAAGUGUCAAAGCUGCGACGUGAAGGAUCUGAACCGGUGGGCCCGAGCCGCCGAUUUUCCGGUCAUCAAUCCGGCCUUCUCCGGUGCCGGAAACGGCUAUGUUUACGCGGCGACGACGUCGGGAUCACGCCGCACUCUGCCGCAUUUUCCAUUUCAUUCGGUCCUGAAGUUGAAUUUGAACGACGGUUCAAGCCAUACUUGGUCGGCCGGCCGCCGGACGUUCGUCGGCGAGCCCAUUUUCGUCCCCGUCGACGGCGGUGGAGAGCAAGAUGGGUAUAUCCUUGUAGUUGAGUAUGCAAUGGCGAGGGAGCGGUGCUUUUUGGUGGUCCUGGACUCCCGAUUGAUUGGGGUUGAUGGUCGUGAUCCUGUGGUGGCCAGGUUUGAAGUUCCCAAGCACCUCAGGUUUCCUCUCGGAUUUCAUGGCUUUUGGGCUCCGGGACCUUGCAAUGAUUUCAUUUAG